Coregonus sp. 'balchen' is the source of this 36642-nucleotide messenger RNA. NCBI's taxonomy places the organism in Eukaryota, Metazoa, Chordata, Actinopteri, Salmoniformes, Salmonidae. The record is from the annotation of a GenBank genome assembly.
AACAUUUGUUUGUAUUCUAUGACCCCUUUUCAUUCGACUGAACUGAAUUCCUCUCUUCUUCCUCCAUCUUUCCCUCCAAAGACAGUGCUCCUGUGGAUCUGAGCCCCACACCAUGACUUGCUGAAGCCCCCCUUGCUGCUACCCACCCGCCCCCCUUCUCCUCAUUGAAGAUGGUCCCUCCGGAACGGACGAGGUGGCGCCUCCUGCUGGCAGCCCUCACACUCACUUCCUGUCUACUGUCCACCUCUGCCACGGCCACACCUUUCCCCAAGGACCUGGAGCCAAUCAACGUUGUCAGAUGGGAGCGUGAGUAGCCCCACCAGCCCCCUGAUUUGGCUUAGAGUGAUUUUAAAAGGCCAAGUGGUGCCAUGUUGCAUAUUUUCCCUCUGUGAUAUAAGGGGAUUAAUUUAGUAGCACGGGACUGGUAGUUAGAGUGCACUAAUAUGAUGUGACAUAUAAAUCUACCACUGCGUUAAGGGAGGAAGAUUGCUGUGGUAUUUGUCUCCAGCAGCACGCAAGGAAACAGAUACUCUAUUUGCGUUGCCUAAGGCUGGCUCAGAGCCCUAAUGCUACCUUGUUAAGACAUUGAUGAACCAAAGUCAGGAAGUCAGGCUGUAGAGUUGGACUGCACAGGAGAUGAGUGUGGAUAAAUGGUAUUGUGCAAAUGGAACACAAGGUUAGAUUAAGUACAGAGAUGUACACUCAAAAUGGCCAUCAUUGAUUUCUGAGUGGGUGUUGGGCACAGUUUUCCCACAGUUCUCUAACUAUAUGUGGGUCUAUCGGCUCCAGGAGGUAUGGCUUACAUGACAGUUUAUGAGCAGGACAGGUUUUAUACAUUAUUGGUGUGAGAAAGGGGGAUAAAGAGUGGCGAAGGAGAAAGUUUCGCUGAGGCAUUGUGGCAUUAAAUGGGAGUUGGUUUGCGAGGUCAACAGCUUUGAAUCUCGGAAAGAGAAGGAGGAAAAGAAUGAGAGGGCGUUUACAAUGUGUUACCGGUAGUAGUAGGUAACAAACCUUGAAACAGAUUGAUUACGGAUAUAUCUCCUGACAUAUCGGACAGUGGAAACGACACCAUCAGACCUACCUAUACUAACUGCGAGAGUGGACUUCAAGGGCAUUUUGUUUAGUGUUAGAGGAUAUUCUGCUCAUCACUCUGCAUGUUGCGAGCUGACGCCGUCUUUGCCGUCGACAAAACACCAACAGUCUUAUCAUUUAAUGAACACUUUUGCCUAGUCAUCAUAUUUGCUGUUGUAUUGUCCAAACAAAGCCUUUCGGCAGAUGAAUUGAGUUUAAUCGUAUGGCAACAGUAUAUGCUCUAAUAAUUGCCAUUAUGCAAAUUGCUUACGACAAAACUACAAUAGCAGACACUUCAUCUUAGCUCACUCAUCCCAAGCCCAAACUAUGGCUCUAUCAAACCUCUAUUUAACCUUCAACAGGGUUGUGUUCAGUAGGCGCCAAACGAAAUAAUAAAAACAGGGAUUUGUCCAAUAAGAAACUCUCAUGUUUUCUCUUGCGUGCCUUAAUGAACAAGACCCAGGACUGGACACAGACAGCUAGAGCAGAAGAGCUAGCAGAGGUUUCUGUUCAUUAACUUCCCCCUAGUCUGACCUUUUAGAAACAAGCCAGGCCUCCUGAACCUGGAUACAGUCCACAGGAAGAACAGGACAUGACUAGAAUGGGAGAGUGUCUGACCAGAGAGUGAUUGGUUUAGUUUAGCGACUGCAAACCUACAGUGUAUCCAUUUAUUGCCACUAGCAACUAAAAAUCUAACAAAUACUACGUAAUUAAAGAUUUAAACACCAAAAUGAGGCCUGUCAGGACCAAGCAGGAUUACCAAUUAUGAAUGACAACUUGAGAUAGUAGUAAUUUCCGUAUAGCUGUGAGCUGUCUAGGAGUUGGGGUCAUGAAUUGGAAAAAUCUUGAAAUGUAUGUGAUAAUUCAGCUAUUCUUAUCUUUUUCAUCUCUCUCUUUUUGUAGACUCCUACCUGUACCCAGGGUUCCAGGGGCUGGUGUCGGACAAUGAAACAUUCAGACUAGGCCUGGACUUCCAGAGGAUGCUGAGGAUCAACCACAUGCUCUACAUCGCUGCCAGGUCAGUCAGCCAAUCCACUGUCUCCGUUCUGGUCCACAUGUUUACAGUCACAACCAAUAAAACAUCACAACCAGACUGACCAAACUAGGGUCUGUUUCCCGGACGCUGAAGCUUUUUCAAUGGAGAAUCCGGGAAACCAACCCUUAGUUUGCUUUUAUUUAUGAGACUGUGCACAGAAUACCGUGACACUAAAUCUUUAUCUUUACCCCACAGGGACCAUGUUUUUGCAGUAAACCUGACCACAGCUGAUGACGACUUCGUCCCCCAUCUGGUAAGUUACAUAAUCAAACACUCAAUCAAACCUCACAUGGCUAUGCAAGAUGGAAUAUAACAUUUAAAAAAAACAGGAACUAACAUGGCCAUGUGGUUUAUUACUGCACACUUUUGAUCUGCUUUUUAUCUUCUAAACACAGAAGUACCCAUAAUUUAUUUGCAAUAUGAAUUAUAUUUGUUUUUAGAAGUACCAUAGCCUGGCCUCUACUGAGUUUUCCUCACUAAUGGACUAGCCUGCAAGCAAUGGCCCUUAGCUUGGCUGCUCCCCCACAGUGGAGGACUCUCGAGCGUAACCCCAAUAUGGCAGGGGUCCAGUAAUUAUACCCAAAAACCCCUUUUCAUAUCAGCUUCCCAGAAAUAACUGCUCCUGAUGGGGUGGCGAAGUCAAGCGAAGCUCUCAGCAGGUAGACCCAAAGAUCACCCAAAGGUCACAGAGAGGCCUCUGACGGUUAUGGCCACACGAACACACUCUGCGAUUGUAUCAGGCUCUUUCAUGUAACUCUGUGUGUGGUGUGGUGGUGCUUGCUCUAGAGCAGGGGUGUCAAACAUACGGCCCGCGGGCCGGAUCCGGCAUUUGGGGGUCCAAUCCGGCCCGUGGGUGGUUUGAGUAAAAUAGAUAUAUAUACACUACCAGUCAAAAGUUUGGACACACCUACUCAUUCAAGGGUUUUUCUUUAUUUUUAAUAUUUUUUACAUUGUAGAAUAAUAGUGAAGACAUCAAAACUAUGAAAUAACACAUAUGGAAUCAUGUAGUAACCAAAAAAGUGUUAAAUAAAUCCAAAUAUAUUUUUGUGCAAACCUGGUGGCCAACUACAAGAAAUGUCUGACCUCUGUGAUUGCCAACAAGGGUUUUGCCACCAAGUACUAAGUCAUGUUUUGCAGAGGGGUCAAAUACUUGUUUCCCUCGUUAAAAUGCAAAUCAAUUUAUAACAUUUCUGACAUGUGUUUUUCUGGAUUAUUUUGUUGUUAUUCUGUCUCUCACUGUUCAAAUACACCUACCAUUAAAAUUAUAGACUGAUCAUGUCUUUGUCAGUGGGCAAACGUACAAAAUCAGCAGGGGAUCAAAUACUUUUUUCACUCACUGUGUAUGUGUAUAUAUAUAUAUAUAUAUAUAUAUACUGCUCAAAAAAAUAAAGGGAACACUAAAAUAACACAUCCUAGAUCUGAUUGAAUGAAAUAAUCUUAUUAAUUACUUUUUUCUUUACAUAGUUGAAUGUGCUGACAACAAAAUCACACAAAUUAUCAAUGGAAAUCAAAUUUAUCGACCCAUGGAGGUCUGGAUUUGGAGUCACCCUCAAAAUUAAAGUGGAAAACCACACUCCAGGCUGAUCCAACUUUGAUGUAAUGUCCUUAAAACAAGUCAAAAUGAGGCUCAGUAGUGUGUGUGGCCUCCACGUGCCUGUAUGACCUCCCUACAACGCCUGGGCAUGCUCCUGAUGAGGUGGCGGAUCUCCUCCCAGACCUGGACUAAAGCAUCCGCCAACUCCUGGACAGUCUGUGGUGCAACGUGGCGUUGGUGGAUGGAGCGAGACAUGAUGUCCCAGAUGUGCUCAAUUGGAUUCAGGUCUGGGGAACGGGCGGGCCAGUCCAUAGCAUCAAUGCCUUCCUCUUGCAGGAACUGCUGACACACUCCAGCCACAUGAGGUCUAGCAUUGUCUUGCAUUAGGAGGAACCCAGGGCCAACCGCACCAGCAUAUGGUCUCACAAGGGGUCUGAGGAUCUCAUCUCGGUACCUAAUGGCAGUCAGGCUACCUCUGGCGAGCACAUGGAGGGCUGUGCGACCCCCCAAAGAAAUGCCACCCCACACCAUGACUGACCCACCGCCAAACCGGUCAUGCUGGAGGAUGUUGCAGGCAGCAGAACGUUCUCCUCAGCGUCUCCAGACUCUGUCACGUCUGUCACAUGUGCUCAGUGUGAACCUGCUUUCAUCUGUGAAGAGCACAGGGCGCCAGUGGCGAAUUUGCCAAUCUUGGUCUUCUCUGGCAAAUGCCAAACGUCCUGCACGGUGUUGGGCUGUAAGCACAACCCCCACCUGUGGACGUCGGGCCCUCAUACCACCCUCAUGGAGUCUGUUUCUGACCGUUUGAGCAGACACAUGCACAUUUGUGGCCUGCUGGAGGUCAUUUUGCAGGGCUCUGGCAGUGCUCCUCCUGCUCCUCCUUGCACAAAGGUGGAGGUAGCAGUCCUGCUGCUGGGUUGUUGCCCUCCUACGACCUCCUCCACGUCUCCUGAUGUACUGGCCUGUCUCCUGGUAGCGCCUCCAUGCUCUGGACACUACGCUGACAGACACAGCAAACCUUCUUGCCACAGCUCGCAUUGAUGUGCCAUCCUGGAUGAGCUGCACUACCUGAGCCACUUGUGUGGGUUGUAGACUCCGUCUCAUGCUACCACUAGAGUGAAAGCACCGCCAGCAUUCAAAAGUGACCAAAACAUCAGCCAGGAAGCAUAGGAACUGAGAAGCGGUCUGUGGUCACCACCUGCAAAACCAGUCCUUUAUUGGGGGUGUCUUGCUAAUUGCCUAUAAUUUCCACCUGUUGUCUAUUCCAUUUGCACAACAGCAUGUGAAAUGUAUUGUCAAUCAGUGUUGCUUCCUAAGUGGACAGUUUGAUUUCACAGAAGUGUGAUUGACUUUGGAGUUACAUUGUGUUGUUUAAGUGUUCCCUUUAUUUUUUUGAGCAGUGUAUAUAUAUUUUUUAAUACUUUAAAAUGACUAAAAUCUAAUCGAAACUGUGUAGAAAUUAUAAUGGACCUACAUUCAUACAAUAAAGUACUAUUUUUUGCAAAUUGACGGCGAGGAAGUAUAACCAAUUUUCAAUGGGGCCCUCCAGACCUUAUUGAAGACCGAAUGCGGCCCCCGGGGCAAAAUGAGUUCGACACCCCUGGUCUAGAGCAUGGUGUGGUGUCAUAUUCUGUUUCCCCCCUUUCAUGUAUUGCAGAAGCUGACAUGGAGGUCCAAGGAUGUGGCCAAGUGUACCGUGAGGGGUAAAAACAGUGUGAGUGUCUAUCUACACCAUGUUCUAUGUGUGUCUACUUUAAGGUCAGGAGAGAACACACUAGCUACCGCUUUAUUUAUUUAUUUAUUUAUUUAUUAUUUUAUUUCACCUUUAUUUAACCAGGUAAGCCAGUUGAGAACAAGUUCUCAUUUACAACUGCGACCUGGCCAAGAUAAAGCAAAGAAGUGCGAUAAAAACAACAACAGAGAGUUACAUAUGUUCUUCAAUGGUAGAAUCGACUCUCCCUAGCAACAUAAGUGCACCCUGUAACGUAAUUCAAAGGCUCCGUAAUGCUCUUGUGAUAUCUAGUAAUGCAUCAGUGCUAUUUUAAUAUGGCCGCCUGUUCUUAUUCCAACUGUAUCUAUAGUGCAUGAGUUCCCAAUGAUACUGAAUGAGCCUGUGUGUUUUUCCAGGAUGAGUGCUACAACUAUGUCAAAGUGCUGGUACCGCGGAACGAUGAGACCCUGUUUGCUUGCGGCACUAAUGCCUUCAACCCCACCUGCCGCAACUACAAGGUAUAUGCGUGUGUGUGAGUCUAGGUGUUGAUGUGUGCUGUUCAUUUCUUUCAUUAAACCUUUAGAUUCGAGAGAGCCAUGAUUUUACAUUUGUUAAUGUCACCCCAAUUAGAAAGCUGUGAUUGCUGAUUGGCGGACAUGCAGAGACAACGAGCUAGUCAUUAUCACAAUGCCACAAUUUCAGUCUUUAUUCACUCUUGAGUGCUAAGCCUUUUGUGUGUUCAAUCCUCUUGCAUUGACAAGGUAUAAUUGCUUCCAGAGCAGUCGGUUUGUUCACUCAUGACUCAAAAUUGAAUAAAAGUCCAUAUGACAUUGCAAAUUCACCUGUUUUUCACAUUCAAUACAAUUACCAAUACAAUUUGCAUACAUACAAUAGUGUGAAGUUAUGUUGAAAAGGCAAGAAAGAUGACUUGUCAUUUAGCAUUAGAAACGACAAGUAAUUGGAGCUCAUUGAAGGCAGAGUGAGGUGAAGCCACCCAGACAGAUGUUGUUUUGUUUUUCCUAGCACUCGUGUGUGUGUGUGUGUGUGUGUGUGUGUGUGUGUGUGUGUGUGUGUGUGUGUGAAUCUGUGUGGGAGCAGGGAGUCCAACUCCUGCUUAGCCACAAAUAGGAGAUUGUCCCAAGAGGGACUGGAGAGGCAGCCAGGUAAUUUAUGAGCGCUAGCGAGGGGCUAAACGUCCACAGCCGUGCUAGCAAUAGGAAUGGCUGUGUUAGCAAUUCAGCUAAUGUUGCAGCGGAGGUAUAGGGGUUAAGGUGUUCGUGCAGUGCUGGUUUCAGUCCAUGCCCAGAGCCAUAAUGGUGACAGAGAACUAACAGUCUCCUCUCGUUCCCACAGAUGACCACCCUGGAGCAGGUUGGCGAAGAGGUGGUGGGUCAGGCGCGCUGUCCCUUCGAGUCGGGCCAAUCCAACCUCGGCCUCUUUGCUGGUGAGUGGCUCAAUUUGUAAAUGUAGAAUUUGAAAUGUAAAUUGUUCUGCCCAUAGUCCAUUAGCAAUAAAAUGUAUUCCAAAGGCUGAAUGUAAGAGCUUUUAGGCAGGUCUAGAUGGAAGUCUUAUGGCUAAAUCUAUUAGUCAUAAAAGUCUGUACCUAGCUUAUAAUAAAUAUUAGCUUGAUCAGUUGAGCAUUUUUAUAGCAUUAUUUAAGAUGUGUUUCAUAUGAAUUGGUAAAUAGAUAUGACAUUAACUUCUCUUUAUAUAAAGCUUAACCAUAUUAAUGAUAUUAUCUUACUAUGACUUGCUGUAUUACUACUAUACUAUCUUACUUAUUAAUUACUAUAUUUUCUAUACUUACUUUAUUUUUCAGGCGGUGAUUUCUACUCUGCCACCAUGACCGAUUUCUUGGCCAGCGACGCUGUCAUCUACCGUAGUCUUGGCGACGACAGCCCCGUCCUGCGGACUGUCAAGUACGACUCCAAGUGGCUCCGAGGUUGGUCAUAUGACUUUUGUGUCUAUCAGUGUCCUGGUUGGGGAUGUGUAGCUCUUUCAGCCCAGUACCGAGACACCCGAUUCAACUAAUAAAUGCGUCAUCAAGUCCUUAAUUAGUAGAAUCAGGUGUUAUGGUUGGAGCAAAUGCCUGAACAGCAGUGACUCCAUCUCUGGUAGAUACAGAUACACCCCAGAAAAUUAUGACUCACCAUAAUGACUUUAAUUCAAUCUCAACUCUCACUUUUCUCCUGUGUGUGUCUCCUUGCCUCCCCAGAGCCCCAUUUCCACCAUGCGAUCGAGUAUGGGAAUUAUGUGUACUUCUUCCUCAGUGAGAUUGCAGUGGAGUACACCACCCUGGGCAAGGUAAGAGGGUGUCACUGAUAGAACCCCAGAUUGAUGUAUGACAGGGGUGAGUGGAUGGAACAUAAUUAUAAUAAUUUGUACUCUGCAAAUUGACCACAACUAAGCCCCAAAAGAAAAUAACUAUCAUUUCAAACCUUGAUUACAUUGAGACACGAUCACAUGUCUCUUUUUUUAUUUGUGGGAAUACUUGGGAACAAAUUUCCUAAAUUAAUCAAAAUUUUAGCUGAAUUCCUGGUGAUCUUUUUUUUGUCUUCAAAAAUGAAAAUCCUAGGGCCUCCCGAGUGGCGCAGCGGUCUAAGGCACUGCAUCGCAGUGCUAGAGGUAUCACAACCGGCCGUAAACGGGAGUCCCAUAGGGCGGCGCACAAUUGGCCCAGCGUAGUCCGGGUUAGGGGAGGGUUUGGCCGGGGGGCUUUACUUGCCUCAUCGCGCUCUAGCAACUCCUUGUGGUGGGCCGGGCGCCAGCAGGCUGACCUCGGUCGUCAGCUGAAUGGUGUUUCCUCCGACACAUUGGUGCGGCUGGCUUCCAGGUUAAGCGGGCUGGUGUUAAGAAGCGCGGUAAGGCGGGACAUGUUUCGGAGAACGCAUGACUCGACCUUCGCCUCCUGAGCGCUUUGGGGAGUUGCAGCGAUGAGACAAGAUCGAAAUUGGGGAGAAAAAGGGGGUAAAAUACAAAAACAAAACAGAUGUUCUAUGUACUCUUAUCAUAUGUAUCAUGACUAGUUGAGAUGGGUAAUUGAUUUAUUCUGAAAAGAUGAAAGCACCACUAUGGUUGGACGUAGGAUAUGAGCUAUAAGGACAGGUCUGCAUCCUUAUGUCCCGGAACCACUGAGCUAUUAUGAAUGGGAAAUAACAUCCAUUUGUGGGGGUUGGUUUGGAGGUUAGAUAGGUGGAACUGCAACCAGAGGGUUGCUGAUUUGAAGUCCCAGGUGAAGCAAGUAUCGAGAAGUUGAAAAGCAAGGCUCUUAUUAACCCCAGACAGCCAGCACUGUGGCUGACCCUGUGCUGCUUCAAGCCUAUUAAGUUGUGUUUGUUGUCUCAGGGGGUCAGGAGAAGAGCGGCAAGGAUAAUAAAGCACUAUUCUAUUCUAUUCUAUUAUUUUCUGGUUUGGCUCCAAGGUGGUGUUCUCUCGCGUGGCGCGGGUGUGUAAGAACGACAACGGCGGCUCUCCUCGGGUGCUGGAGCGCUACUGGACUUCCUUCCUGAAGGCGCGGCUCAACUGCUCGGUGCCCGGUGACUCCUUCUUCUACUUCGAUGUGCUGCAGUCGCUUACCAACGUGCUACAAAUCAACCAGCGCCCCGCGGUGGUGGGAGUGUUCACUACGCAAGCUAACAGGUUAGCCUAGCGGUCAAGAAAGUAGUGGCAAAUGACUAGGCACUAUUCCAUCAAAGCCAAUAUCCAUACAUUUCUUAUACCCCUUUCAUACACAGACAAAGUUCCUAUGAUUUUACCAUGCCUGCUUCGUUUUAUCUGCUUCUUUGUAUAUCUGAAAGAGGUAGGGGGUAAAAAACAUGGAAAAUUAAAAUCCACCUGAAGACCUUGUCAUGAUUCCUGCAUUUCCAACUAUGUGUGAAUAGUUCUCUUUUUUGCAGGUAAAUUCAUUAACAAUUCCAUUGUUCAACACCUCCCUAAUUUGAAAUGCAAACAGCCCCCAUAUAGGUCUGGGCGAUAUGGCCUAAAAAUCAUAUAUACAUUAGAUUUUCUCUAAAUAAGCUUUGUUGCACAAAAAAAGGUCAAUACACUGCAUUUCAAACAGUCAGGAAUAAUCUAAUGAUUCAGGGCUUGUAAAAUUAUACCUAGGCUAAAUAUAAGCCUUCCACAACCAUAAGACCCAUUAUUUUAUCAAAAUAGUUUAACCUGCUUUUGUUUGCAAUAAUCACUGAUCUGGCUUUCAAGUCUGUCUACGAAAAUGCCCUUUUUGUUACAAAUUUUACCAGAACCAUACACAAUUCACAUCCACUAAUAAUGGCAAACUUCUUGUAGCAGGCAUUAUAGAAAAUGAACACAGGUCUCAUAAGCAAUCUCUCAAGCACAAGCCCAAGAGCUAGUGAGUAGCCAGUUAAUCUUUAUAUUUGAAGUCUAGCCAACUUGUAUCUAUUUGCUUGCUAACAAGGUAGAACAGUUGAACUGUUAUGAAUACACCCUCCUGUCCAUCUCCAACUGUUUGAACUGUUCACUUUGUUUAGAUAUUGAAAUCAAGUGGCCUACCUGGAUAAGAUGCUUAUUUCUCAGAAUGAGAGUAGCCAAUUCCUUAUAUAAAUGUGUAUUUCUAUGCUCAUUGCACAUUUAUAGAACACAGACUAGAAAGCUAGCACAUAAGUCUGUUGCUAAAAUGUUACUAGCGGUACAUGGUACCGCAAUGCCGCGCACAACAGAAACUGAGCAUACAUUUUCCACAAUCAAGUUCAUUGAUACUCUCGUUUUAGUAGGGUCUUAUCUGUUUUACAUUUUGGGAGUUGAGACAUAAAAAGGUGUUCGUUAGAAUGGUUAAGUUCUCGUCUAUUACAAUAAAAUAAUGUCUGUAAUCGGUGUCCAUGUGACCUAUUCUGUUGGACCAAACCUAAAAUGCAAAUAGCAAGUUUAAACUGAUUGUUGAGAGAGAGGAAGAAGUAAUAUUUUGUAUUUUGUUGUAGUGAGUGGCAGGGGGAGGGGUUUGGUGUCUGCGUACGAGUGGGAAGGUGCACUGUGCACACAGCACAGAAUGAGCGAAGGAGGCGAGACCAAAAAGACAGAACGCUAAUAAAAACGAAACUAAAAACCUAGAGGCAUUUGGAACAUCGCACUAAAACAUACAGUACCGGUCAAAAGUUUGGACACACCUACACAUUCAAGGGUUUUUCUUUAUUUUAACUAUUUUUCUAAAUCAUCAUAGCGCUUGAUGGUUUUUGUGACUGCACUUGAAGAAACUUUCAAAGUUCUUGACAUUUUCCGUAUUGACUGACCUUCAUGUCAUAAAGUAAUGGGCUGCCGUUUCUCUUUGCUUAUUUGAGCUGUUCUUGCCAUAAUAUGGACUUGGUCUUUUACCAAAUAGGGCUGUCUUCUGUAUACCACCCCUACCAACACAACAGAUUGGCUCAAACGCAUUAAGAAGGAAAGAAAUUCCACAAAUUAACUUUUAAGAAGGCACUUCACCUGCAUUCCAGCUGACUACCUCGUGAAGCUGGUUGAGAGAAUGCCAACCGUGUGCAAAGCUAUCAUCAAGGCAAAGGGUGGCUACUUUGAAGAAUCUAAAAUCUAUUUAGAUUUGUUUAACACUUUUUUGGUUACUACAUGAUUCCAUAUGUGUUAUUUCAUAGUUUUGAUGUCUUCACUAUUAUUCUACAAUGUAGAAAAUAGUACAAAUAAAGAAAAACCGUGGAAUGAGUAGGUGUGACCAAACCUUUGACUGGUACUGUACAUUCAAAUUAAUUUGAUAUACAGUAUAGCCCAGCCCUACCCCCAUGGUUUAAGUACAUCCCCCACCCCUCCUAAUUUGCCAGUUACCCACUGGGGGGUCAUAGAAGGGGGUCAUAGAAACAUUGCCUUAUACAGAUUUACAGGUAAUACACCACAUCUUCUGUCUGAAAUGGGUAUUACACUGCAAGAAUAUGCAACAUCACUUAAACUGGAAAAACAGGAUAUUCACUCACACACUGGACCGCCUUACUUGCGGCACAGGAACAUUUUAGUUUUACCUCAAACGUCUUGAUAUUGAUUUGAAAUAAUACAGAGCUCUACACUCACCAGAUAGAAAUCGGAAAACAUUUGUUUCACCUUGUUUGACCAGCCAACCAUGUUUCAACCAACCUUUUCAAUAACUCAAUCUCAUGAGGCUCUUUUUUUAACACGCUCUUUGUGUCUGUCUCCCUCGUCAGUAUCCCUGGCUCAGCCGUGUGUGCCUUCUACAUGGACGACAUCGAGAAGGCCUUCAAUGGGAAGUUUAAGGAGCAGAAGACCAGUGACUCAGCCUGGACCCCGGUACCAGAAGAACAGGUGCCCAAGCCCAGGUAUGAGACUGCCCUCUGAAGGGGGGAAACACUAGCCUACAUAUGACCAGGCAUGACAACGACCUUAUGAGUUGACCAUACAGCACCAACAGAUCUGGGACCAGCUAGGCUAACACAGUGCACACCCAUGUUUUGUUUGAAUAAGAGUUGCCAAAUUUAAUUUCUCGAAUCUCUUUCUUCUUUCUACUUCAGGCCUGGUUCCUGUGCCGGUGACGGCCCGGCCUCGGCCUACAAGUCGUCCACCACCUUCCCCGACGACACGCUGACCUUCAUCAAGUCUUACCCUCUGAUGGACGAGGCGGUGCCCUCCGUCAACGACCGGCCCUGCUUCACCCGCACCACAAGCAGGUGCUGUAGGGCAGUACCAUACCAUACAAUAUAACUACAGUGAGGGAAAAAAGUAUUUGAUCCACCUUAAUGACUUGGAGAAGAUCUGCAAAGAGGAGUGGGACAAAAUCCCUCCUGUAAUGUGUGCAAACCUGGUGGCCAACUACAAGAAACGUCUGACCUCUGAUUGCCAACAAGGGUUUUGCCACCAAGUCAUGUUUUGCAGAUGGGUCAAAUACUUAUUUCCCUCAUUAAAAUGCAAAUCAAUUUAUAACAUUUUUGACAUGCGUUUUUCUAGAUUUUUUGUUGUUAUUCUGUCUCUCACUGUUCAAAUAAACCUACCAUUAAAAUUAUAGACUGAUCAUGUCUUUGUCAGUGGGCAAAUGUACAAAAUCAGCAGGGGAUCAAAUACCUUUUUCCCUCAUUGUAUUUAUCUUUGUGUGGACAAACGGCAACAUAGACAAAUAUACAUUAUCAGCAGUAUAGAAAAUGGCAGCAAUAGUUUAGUGCAAUGUACAGUAAAUCAAAUUAGUCAAUGAAAGACACUUUACUCAAACCAGGCAACUGGAGUUCUCGCUCAGAAACUAAACCCAGAAAUUGCCUCAGCCUAGCUACUCUAUUUGACCGGAGACUGUGGCUUCAUCCACAAAGCUUGACAUUUACUGGCGGUGCAGAGGUGUUUGAGUCUGCCUGCCGUACCCCCUGGGUGCACUGCCUGCUGCUUCUCACCACAGAAAGCUGAUGUGAUACUCUGGUAAAUGACAACAGAAGCCAGGGGGGCACGGGGAACGUGUUAUUUCACACUGCUCUAAACAUCCUGAGACUGAAGUCCUAGUGAAGUCAUGGAAAUAUUGGAGAUAAAAUGGGGUUUAAAUCAUAGGAUGUUCUCAUCAAGUGUGUUGCAUUCAUGAACCUGAGGAAAUAAUGUUUUAUAGCAUAAUUAUUAUUAAACUGAAAAUGACAGUGGUUAUGCUUCAGUCUUUAGCAGCCAGUUGAGAUGACUGGCGUUAGAUAUGCACAUGUAAACACACGAAGAUAAGAACAUUCUGGAGACAAUCAUGGUUCAUUUACAAAACCUUCCUUGACAGCUGUUAUGCUGCUAGGCAACCAACACAAGCCAUUCGGGAAAGUGCUAAAUCUCGCCCAGAAAGUAGCCUAAAGCAGAAGUGAAUUUUCAGCCCAGCGGUGCUUCUGUCGUCCCCAUUUCAGUGUACUCGCCACUCCAUUUUUUGGUGCACAGAAAAUUACAAAAUCAUGUGGGUUAAAAUCAGGAAAAGCACAAAAAAGGCUGAACAAUAAUAGCUUUUUUAAGGGAUGAAAAAUUGUUCAUUUUUAACCCUAUGUUGACCUGUGUCUCAAUGCCAGUCAUAGCGGUUCACUUGUUCUGGAUGACUGACCCAUUAUGGCUGAUGGGUUACCAGUUCCGGAUGUACAAUCCGCGCUAACUGUGUUUUUCCCUUCUCCAGGUACAAGCUGACUCAGAUUGCGGUGGACACCUCUGCCGGGCCGUCUAAGGACCGCACUGUGGUCUUCCUGGGCUCGGAGGAUGGCAGGGUCCUGAAGGUGUUGUCCAGCACUCAUCCUAAUGCCUCCUUUGGCUCCCAGCUCCUGGAGGACAUAGAUGUCUAUAACCCCUCAAUGUGAGCACAGACCCUCUAAGUCAGUCUAUAACCCCUCUUAAGCGAGUGUGUAACCACGUUUGAAUAGGUCGUAUUUACACAGGCGUAGUAAAAGCAAAAGUUGGUAAUGGCAUGAAAACCUGACUGUUGUAUAAGCGUCCCAUUGUGACAGUACUGUAAUAUCAGCCUGGAAUAUCUCCAAAUGAAUGUCUGUACCUGCUUCAAAGCUGUAACCUACAUUAUAAUGUUGUUACUCCCACCAAAUGGUCAAAAUCUUUACUAAGGUAGUUCACAGGCAGAGUAAUUGUAUUUUACACACUAUAUUAGGGGUUCAAAUGGUAUAUCAACUUCCUAAAUGAACAUUUCUUACAGAGAGAGCCUUUAAAUGGGGCUCCCAUUUCUAUCUGUGACUGAUUCGUUGUACUGUGUUUCACGUGUCUAUAGUCUAACUCUGAUCCUUUAGUAUGGUUGUGCUGUAAGUGUUCUCACGUGUCAUGCGACCAUGUUUUCCCACAGGUGUAACAUUCAGGGGCAGCAGGACCGGAGGAUUCUGGGAAUGGAGCUGGAUAAGGACCAUCAUGCCUUGUUCGUGGCCUUCACCAGCUGUGUCAUCAGAGUACCACUCAGCCGCUGCACUGAGCACGGCGCCUGUAAAAAGUGAGUUACAACAAGGCGGAAACAAUUGUGUGAAAAUACACAUAGGAGGAUAUACAGUCGUGGUCAAAAGUUUUGAGAAUGACACAAAUAUUAAUUUUCACAAAGUCUGCUGCCUCAGUUUUUAUGAUGGCAAUUUGCAUAUUCUCCAGAAUGUUAUGAAGAGUGAUCAGAUGAAUUGCAAUUAAUUGCAAAGUCCCUCUUUGCCAUGAAAAUGAACUUAAUCCCCAAAAAACAUUUCCACUGCAUUUCAGCCCUGCCACAAAAGGACCAGCUGACAUCAUGUCAGUGAUUCUCUCAUUAACACAGGUGAGAGUGUUGACGAGGACAAGGCUGGAGAUCACUCUGUCGUGCUGAUUGAGUUAGAAUAACAGACUGGAAGCUUUAAAAGGAGGGUGGUGCUUGAAAUCAUUGUUCCUCCUCUGUUAACCAUGGUUAUCUGCAAGGAAACACGUGCCGUUAUCAUUUCUUUACACAAAAGGGCUUCACAGGCAAGGAUAUUGCUGCUAGUAAGAUUGCACCUAAAUCAACCAUUUAUCGGAUCAUCAAGAACUUCAAGGAGAGAGGUUCAAUUGUUGUGAAGAAGGCUUCAGGGCGCCCAAGAAAGUCCAGCAAGCGCCAGGACCAUCUCCUAAAGUUGAUUCAGCUGCGGGAUCGGGGCACCACCAGUGCAGAGCUUGAUCAGGAAUGGCAGCAGGCAGGUGUGAGUGCAUCUGCACGCACAGUGAGGUGAAUACUUUUGGAGGAUGGCCUGGUGUCAAGAAGGGCAGCGAGGAAGCCACUUCUCUUCAGGAAAAACAGGGACAGACUGAUAUUCUACAAAAGGUACAGGGAUUGGACUGCUGAGGACUAGGGUAAAGUCAUUUUCUCUGAUGAAUCCCCUUUCCGAUUGUUUGGGGCAUCCGGGAAAAAAACCUUGUCCGGAGAAGACAAGGCGAGCGCUACCAUCAGUCCUGUGUCAUGCCAACAGUAAAGCAUCCUGAGACCAUGUGUGGGGUUGCUUCUCAGCCAAGGGAGUGGGCUCACUCACAAUUUUGCCUAAGAACACAGCCAUGAAUAAAGAAUGGUACCAACACAUCAUCCGAGAGCAACUUCUCCCAACCAUCCAAGAACAGUUUGGUGACAAACAAUGCCUUUUCCAGCAUGAUGGAGCACCUUGCCAUAAGGCAAAAGUGAUAACUAAGUGGCUCGGGGAACAAAACAUCGACAUUUUGGGUCCAUGGCCAGGAAACUCCUCAGACCUUAAUCCCAUUGAGAACUUGUGGUCAAUCCUCAAGAGGCAGGUGGACAAACAAAAACCCACAGAUUCUGACAAACUCCAAGCAUUGAUUAUGCAAGAAUGGGCUGCCAUCAUUCAGGAUGUGGCCCAGAAGUUAAUUGACAGCAUGCCAGGGCGGAUUGCAGAGGUCUAGAAAAAGAAGGGUCAACACUGCAAAUAUUGACUCUUUGCAUAAACUUAAUGUAAUUGUCAAUAAAAGCCUUUGACACGUAUGUAAUGCUUGUAAUUAUACUUCAGUAUACCAUAGUAACAUCUGACAAAAAUAUCUAAAAACACUGAAGCAGCAAACUUUGUGAAGACCAAUACUUGUGUCAUUCUCAAAACUUUUGACCACGACUGUACAAUAUUGUUAGGGCUGAGCUUUCCCUGACUACGUCACCUGACCUGGAAAAAAUGGGGCCGACAUUUUUUUGUGCUUUUGCACUGUUCAAAAUCGUUUGCUCAGUUGUGUUAUAACAAAUACUUAGUCUCUGUAUACCAAGCUCUUUAAAUGUCAAUUUGUGGUCAAUUGAUUUCAGUAUCAACAAAUAUUUAUAUUUGUUCUAGUCAUUUGUCAGAAAAUUGAGCAAGAGAGAACAGGGAAGCCAUGAGGAAAUUACCAAAUUGUCCAAAUGUAUUUGGCACAGCUUCUAAAAGAGCCUGUUUGCAUAUUUUGGCAAACAACCAAGACAUAAAAAAUGGGCGCUUAAUUGCCCGUAUAAUCAAUAUUUUAACAGCCUGUAAAUGUUUGGGAAAUUUUUCAGGAUAUCAUCAGCACAGAAUACCACAUCAAGAAUAUCAUUAGAGUUGACUGAUCCUGCCAUUGGAAUUUAUCAACAUUCAAACACCAACAAAAAAACUCACUGCCUCCUUCAUAGUCUGACACACACUCGCAUGCACACGAACACAGUCUGGGUCAGCCUACAAUACCUUUUGAGAGGCCAUGUGCAAAAUCUCCUACUGGUGGGACGUGAGGGAGGCAGGGGUUCAUGUAAACAUAGAGCACUGAUUGACAAGUGAGAGAUCCAAAGGAGACAACCCCCUCUCUUCCUCCUUCCCUAGGCGAGUGUAUGACAGUCCCCCCCUCCCCUCUCCCUUCUUCCCCCCUCGGAGCUCCAACUCAGUCCCCGUUGUCCUGGCUGUCAGUGUGUCACCCCGGCUGGGGGAGAGAGACUGAGGGGCACCUGUCACUAAGAUAACAGGCUUCACUCCUCCAGGCUGGCAGUCAUGGCACACACACGUAUAAAUAUUUCGAAACAGAUGCACACACCUGUCCUCUGAGGUCUUUCACAGGCAUACUUGUCAUCUUGGAGAAUGAGCUAAAACACACACUCAGACACUGUCAGACACAUUCACCUAUCUGUGUUCACACACAGGCCAGCCAGUCUCGCUCUGCAGACACCAGAUGGGGAAUAGCCCCAACAGAACACGCUCAACUAGACCGCAGCAGUGUCCUUGCCUCAAGUGUGUGUGUGUGUGUGUGUGUGUGUGUGUGUGUGUGUGGCUUGUCACUGUGUCAAAGUAGACACAGUCGGGCGCCCAUUGCCCGCACACCAAGGAGGGAUUUAACCACCUCUUGCCUUGUCAUUUUCUAGGAGUUGUCUGUCCUCUCGCGACCCAUACUGCAUCUGGCUCCGGACUGGGAGCUGUGCCAACAUGGCGCCAGGGUUCAAGUAAGUGUCACUUUCCUUCCUGUCGCGCUGAAAGGCAUCAAUCUGAAAGGUAAUAAAGGUUUGAGAGCGUGAUCGUAUAUCUGCCAUCAGUAUUGGCCCCCAUAAAAUCUCAAACUCUUUGGAAGUCAUAUUAAGGAAGAAUGUAUUGAGUGAGUGACAUCAUUGUACUGCAGAUGAGGACCGCUCUUCAAAGAUGAGUUUUCCCGCUAGUCCGUUUCUUUAUACCAGCAAAUUAUACACUCUGGGACUCUGUACAGUGUAUGCUAAUAUGCAUCCAUUUGUUUCUUUAUAUCUGCUGGCUUUGGGCCAGUUUCCACUUUUGCAAUGCACUUUAAGUGAAAGGAACAAUCAACCACUUGACCCACAAUGGCUUGAGUCCAUUUAUUUAUUUAUGAGCCGACAGAUUCUGCAAUCUCUCAGGAAUAAAACAAAUUAGUCACCCCCAGACCUCCUGAAAAUGAAAAGAGUCUCUUCAAUUCUCUGGAACAUAGGAAAUGACUGAACAACUGAUGGGUUGCCAUCGAUCAGUUCUCAUGAACUGAAGAGGGGUCAUUUGACACUGUGACUCAUGAUCAUUGCUCUCCAGUGCUAUGGAAAAGGCUGCUGUGUAAGGGCUUACUGUGAUUCACUUGGCCAUGCCACCAGUUAACUUUGUUCCACAACCCCACCCAUUCCCUAGCAGUGAUUCCCCAUCCUGCUUGUGGUUUCUGUCCCGGCCUAGUGCCAUCACACCCGAUUCAACAAAUCAAACAAAUUGUCAACGCUUUGAUUAGCUGUAUCCGGUGUUUCACUGCAGAGUCGGGGACAAAAACCAGCAGUACUGCGGCUCUGCAUGAGUAGGUUUGAGGAUCACUGAGGCCUAGCAGUUCUCCCCCUUUGGUGAAGUGGUGCUAAAGAACAAGGUUGUGGCUCACACCUACUCUCACACCUCUCUGUUGGCGAGCUGCCAAAGUGGGUCCCCAUCACUCUCCUCCCUCUCCUGUCUCCUCUCCCACUCUUUUGCCUGCCGUUCUUUCGCUGAUAUGUGACAUCCCCCUAAAUCUCCCAGAGUGUCGAGGGGAAAAAAAGCAAAGGUCUUAGUAUUGUGGAACCAAGGAGAAUAGCGGAAAGCAGUCGGUCUGUUUGAACUGCUUCAGAAUUGAGUUUCCAUCCUGUGACUUUCGACGUGGCGCUUCCAGGAUUGGCGGUUUAGCGCGAUUUGUCAUGCUGUGUCCGCAGUAGAAGGCCUUGAUUGAAUCUUUUAGAUGCUGAAAAAAGUAAUUUUGCUCUUUUAAAUGUAAUCGACAUGGAUUCAAUAGCACACACUGUAAUCUAUAUAGUUAUGGAAUUUGGAGGGAAACGUUUCAUGACAUUCCUCAUCCCAGGAGCACAGGAAUUGGUGGUUUAAGAUGGGGAUUCAUGAACUUUGAGAGACUAUUGCAAGUUCCAUGAAGUUCCACCUCCAAAAGUAUAAAUCUCAGUGAAAUAUCUCUGUUUUGGUUAGAGAUUUAGAGUUCAGUGGACAAGGAAAGUUUUUAGGGCUCAGAAAAUGUUCUAGAAACACCUUAUCCAGGACACUGUGGUUCAGCCACUUCCCUAAGAUGAGCAGCAGAUGGGCCUUGUUGUUGUGGCAGCGAGUCAGUGGUUUCCCUGGAGACGAAUGGGUGGAUCCAGAGGUGAAUGCGACAGACGUUUUGGCAGACCGGGCCAUCUUGCAAAAUGCUCCAAAGAGCUCCCAAGUGAGGCAACCGCCGAAAAACUAAAUGGAGCUGAAGUGCUUUGCCAGUCCCGAAACAACUCUGCAGCCUGGCCCGCCACUGUAUAAAAUAUGUUGUUUGUAUUCCUAAACUCAAACCUCUAUUUAGGCCUACUCCUAAACUGAAUCCUCUGUAUGUGGAUGUGAGUGGGUGUACCUACCUGUGACUGUUUACUUAUAUGUAGCUCAGCUGGUAGAGCACAGCGCUUGUAACGCCAAGGUAGUGGGUUCGAACCCCGGGACCACCCAUACACAAAAAAAUGUAUGCACGCAUGACUGUAAGUCGCUUUGGAUAAAAGCGUCUGCUAAAUGGCAUAUUAUGAUUUUUAAUUAGCAAGCAUUUGUAUAAAUAAAUAUCUACUUAAAUCAGUCUCACUAUGUCUGUAUGCAUCUCUGGUAGCUCAUUGUUUGCGAGUAUGCAACAUCAGUGAGACUAUUUCUGAGAAUUUGUCUUUUCAUAUCUAUGUCUCCUUUCCCCUCAUUCAUUGCUAGUAAAUAGAAGAGCUUUAAAGUGUCUGAGUGAGGGAAAUGAAUAGCACUCUCUCGCUCACGCAUCCCACACUUCUGAAAAUUGAUACAUGGAGAGCGAGUGAACGAGAAAGGUGGAGCGGAGCGAAAAAGCGAAAAUAAACAAAUGAACACUCCGCAGCUCAGAGACGGAAAGGGCUGGAGGGUGAAUGAGCGCCCGUUGGUGUCAGAAGUAGGAUCCAAUUUAUUCAUAUUCAUAAUAGACACUUGUGUGCCGCAUUCAAACCCCACUUUCCAUUAGCUUCCAGCCACUCUCUAAAUGUAUCUGGUUGUGUAUGGACCUUUCUCUCAUUCAUAGGCACGCUGCAUCUAAAUCUAUCGAUGGAUGUCUGUGCAAAUGGCAUGCACUGAUUGAAAAGUCCUAAUGAAAAUGAACACUGAAACCCCCUCUUCUCCUCCGUGGGUAGGAGGGGAGAAGGGCCCUAAAUACAGCCCCCAAUAGAUAGACCUGCACUUGUGUGUUUCACAUCCCUCAAAAGUGUUCUGGAAUAUAGUAGUCCUAUGUAGCUCAGUUGGUACAGCAUGGUGCUUGCAACACCAGGGUUGUGGGUUUGAUUCCCACGGGGGACUAGUACGAAAAAAAGUAAUGUCUGCACUCACUAUUGUAAGUCGCUCUGGAUAACAGCGUCAGCUAAAUGACGUAAAUGUAAAAUGAAAAUGCACAGGCAAAACACUGGGUCUGGCUACAUAUUUUGUUUGAAUAGGGUCUGGAUUAUGACCUUGGCUUUAGUCAUUGUUGUCUUUUUCUCCUAACUGAUGCAGGCUGUCCUGGCCACUUCUGCUCCCCCUGUCACCUGAUAGGAAGGUUAUCAUCUGACCUUUAUCAGCCGUGACGCUGGUUUCUAAUUUGGACAGCGUACAAGGGGAGAACAGACCAACUUUGUUAGGGUGCCAGCAAACUGGAUGUUCUCUCCAUUCGUGGCAUUUUCCUGAUUCACCCACCUUGUCUGUGGAUGGUGAUGUCAUAGGCAUUUGCAGGAUGUCUCUCAGGUUGUGAAUGUACUGGCUAAGAAAAAUAUUCUCUCAUCGACGACUGGCAGGUUGGGCAAGUUCUGUAUGGCUCUAAAUGGGCUUCGAUCUGUGGGUGAAUGACCAGGUCCCAAUUACUGUUGGGUAGGUGGUAGCUUGUGGCAGCAAAGAGGAAAUUGUGAUGAACCUCCUUUUUUACUCUCGUUCUCUCGUUCUCUCUCCAGGGCUGGCUUUGAGCAGGACAUCGAGGGAGACCACUCACUGCACCCUGAGAACUGCCAUGGUGAGCUAUCAUCAGCAACAGGCUGAUAGCAGGCCAAUCAUCUAAAUAUAAGCCCUGUAAAAAGAGGGUAUAUUCCUUCAUGGAAGUACAGUGCAUUCGGAAAAAAUUCAGACCCUUCCCCUUUUCCACAUUUUGUUACGUUACAGCUUUAUUCUAAAAUGGAUUCAAAAAAUAAUAAUCUUCAUCAAUCUACACACAAUACCCCAUAAUGAAAAAGCAAAAACAGGUUUUUAGAAAUGUUUGCAAAUGUAUUAAAAAUAAUAAAAAUAUAAACUUAUUUAGUCCCUUUGAUAUGAGACUCGAAAUUGAGUUCAUGUGGAUCCUGUUUCCAUUGAUCAUCAUUGAGAUGUUUCUACAACUUGAUUGGAGUCCACCUGUGGUAAAUUCAAUUAAUUGGACAUGAUUUGGAAAGGCACACACCUGUCUAUAUAAGGUUCCACAGUUGACAGUGCAUGUCAGAGCAAAACCCAAGCCAUUAGGUCGAAGAAAUUGUCCGUAGAGCUCCGAGACAGGAUUGUGUCGGCACAGAUCUGGGGAAGGGUACCAAAACAUUUAUGCAGCAUUGAAGGUCCCCAAGAACACGGUGGCCUCCAUCAUUCUUAAAUGGAAGAAAUUUGGAACCACCAAGACUCUUCCUAGAGCUGGCCACCCAGCCAAACUCAGCAAUGGGGGGAGAAGGGCGUUGGUCAGGGAGGUGACCAAGAACCCGAUGGUCACUCUGACAGAGCUCCAGAGUUCCUCUGUGGAGAUGGGAGAACCUUUCAGAAGGUCAACCAUCUCUGCAGUACUCCACCAAUCAGGCCUUUAUGGUAGAGUUGCCAGAAGGAAGCCACUCCUCAGUAAAAGGCACAUGACAGCCCGCUUGGAGUUUGCCAAAAGGCACCUAAAGGACUCUCAGACCAUGAGAAACAAGAUUCUCUGGUCUGAUGAAACCAAGAUUGAACUCUUUGGCCUGAACGCCAAGCAUCACGUCUCGAGGAAACCUGGCACCAUCCCUACAGUGAAGCAUGGUGGUGGCAGCAUCAUGCUAUGGGGAUGUUUUUCAGCGGCAGGGACUGGGAGAUUAGUCAGGAUCGAGGGAAAGAUGAACGGAGCAAAGUACAGAGAGAUCCUUGAUGAAAACACAGCCAAGACAACGCAGGAGUGGCUUCGGGACAAGUCUCUGAAUGUCCUUGAGUGGAACAACCAGCGCCCGGACUUGAAACCGAUCUAACAUCUCUUGAGAGACCUGAAAGUAGCUGUGCAGCAACGCUCCCCAUCCAACCUGACAGAGCUGGAGAGGAUCUGCAGAGAAGAAUGGGAGAAACUCCCCAAAUACAGGUGUGCCAAGCUUGUAGCAUCAUACCCAAGAAGACUAAAGGCUGUAAUCGCUGCCAAAGGUGCUUCAACAAAGUACUGAGUAAAGGGUCUGAAUAUUUAUGUUUAUGUAAAGGUGACCCGAUCCUGUAGGUUCAUGCUCUACAACAUUCGCAGAGUACGACUCUGCCUUACACAGGAAGCGGCACAGGUCCUAAUCCAGGCACUUGUCAUCUCCCGUCUGGAUUAGUGCAACUCGCUGUUGGCUGGGCUCCCUUCCUGUGCCAUUAAACCCCUACAACUCAUCCAGAACGCCGCAGUCCGUCUGGUGUUCAACCUUCCCAAGUUUUCUCACGUCACCCCGCUCCUCCGCACACUCCACUGGCUUCCAGUUGAAGCUCGCAUCUGCUACAAGACCAUGGUACUUGCCUACAGAGCUGUGAGGGGAACGGCACCCCCGUACCUUCAGGCUCGGAUCAGUCCCUACACCCAAACGAGGGCAUUGCGUUCAUCCACCUCUGGCCUGCUGGCCCCCCUACCUCUGCGGAAGCACAGUUCCCGCUCAGCCCAGUCAAAACUGUUCGCUGCUCUGGCACCCCAAUGGUGGAACAAGCUCCCUCACGACGCCAGGACAGCGUAGUCACUCACCACCUUCCGGAGACACUUGAAACCCCACCUCUUUAAGGAAUACCUGGGAUAGGAUAAAGUAAUUAUUCUACUCCCCCUUAACCCCACCCCCCCCCCCCCCCCCCCCCCCCCCCCCCAAAAAAAAAAAAAAUAAUAUAUAUAUAUAUAUAUAUACAGUGAGGGGAAAAAAGUAUUUGAUCCCCUACUGAUUUUGUACGUUUGCCCACUGACAAAGAAAUGAUCAGUCUAUAAUUUUAAUGGUAGGUUUAUUUGAACAGUGAGAGAUAGAAUAACAACAAAAUAAUCCAGAAAAGCGCAUGUAAAAAAAAAUAUAAAUUGAUUUGCAUUUUAAUGAGGGAAAUACGUAUUUGACCCCUCUGCAAAACAUGACUUAAUACUUGGUGGCAAAACCCUUGUUGGCAAUCACAGAGGUCAGACAUUUCUUGUAGUUGGCCACCAGGUUUGCACACAUCUCAGGAGGGAUUUUGUCCCACUCCUCUUUGCAGAUCUUCUCCAAGUCAUUAAGGUUUCGAGCCUGACGUUUGGCAACUCAAACCUUCAGCUCCCUCCACAGAUUGUCUAUGGGAUUAAGGUCUGGAGACUGGCUAGGCCACUCCAGGACCUUAAUGUGCUUCUUCUUGAGCCACUCCUUUGUAGCCUUGGCCGUGUGUUUUGGGUCAUUGUCAUGCUGGAAUACCCAUCCACAACCCAUUUUCAAUGCCCUGGCUGAGGGAAGGAGGUUCUCACCCAAGAUUUUACGGUACAUGGCCCCGUCCAUCGUCCCUUUAAUGUGGUGAAGUUGUCCUGUCCCCUUAGCAGAAAAAUACCCCCAAAGCAUAAUGUUUACACCUCCAUGUUUGACGGUGGGGAUGGUGUUCUUGGGGUCAUAGGCAGCAUUCCUCCUCCUCCAAACACGGCGAGUUGAGUUGAUGCCAAAGAGCUCGAUUUUGGUCUCAUCUGACCACAACACUUUCACCCAGUUCUCCUCUGAAUCAUUCAGAUGUUCAUUGGCAAACUUCAGACGGGCAUGUAUAUGUGCUUUCUUGAGCAGGGGGACCUUGCGGGCGCUGCAGGAUUUCAGUCCUUCACGGCAUAGUGUGUUACCAAUUGUUUUCUUGGUGACUAUGGUCCCAGCUGCCUUUAGAUCAUUGACAAGAUCCUCCCGUGUAGUUCUGGGCUGAUUCCUCACCGUUCUCAUGAUCAUUGCAACUCCACGAGGUGAGAUCUUGCAUGGAGCCCCAGGCCGAGGGAGAUUGACAGUUCUUUUGUGUUUCUUCCAUUUGCGAAUAAUCGCACCAACUGUUGUCACCUUCUCACCAAGCUGCUUGGCGAUGGUCUUGUAGCCCAUUCCAGCCUUGUGUAGGUCUACAAUCUUGUCCCUGACAUCCUUUGAGAGCUCUUUGGUCUUGGCCAUGGUGGAGAGUUUGGAAUCUGAUUGAUUGAUUGCUUCUGUGGACAGGUGUCUUUUAUACAGGUAACAAGCUGAGAUUAGGAGCACUCCCUUUAAGAGUGUGCUCCUAACCUCAGCUCGUUACCUGUAUAAAAGACACCUGGGAGCCAGAAAUCUUUCUGAUUGAGAGGGGGUCAAAUACUUAUUUCCCUCAUUAAAAUGCAAAUCAAUUCAUAACACUUUUGACAUGUGUUUUUCUGGAUUUUUUUGUUGUUAUUCUGUCUCUCACUGUUCAAAUAAACCUAACAUUAAAAUUAUAGACUGAUCAUUUCUUUGUCAGUGGGCAAACGUACAAACUCAGCAGGGGAUCAAAUACUUUUUUCCCUCACUGUAUAUAUUGUAAAGUGGUUGUCCCACUGGCUAUCAUAAGGUGAAUGUACCAAUUUGUAAGUCGCUCUGGAUAAGAGCGUCUGCUAAAUGACGAAAAUGUAAAUGUAAAUGAUAUUUCAGUUUUUUUUUUAUCUGAUACAUUUGCAUAAAAAAAUUAGCUGUUUUUGCUUUGUCGUUAUGGGGUAUUGUGUGUGGAUUGAUGAGGGGGGAAAAAAACAAUUUAAUCCAUUUUAGAAUAAGGCUGUAACAAAAUGUGGAAAAAGUCAAGGUGUCUGAAUACAUUCCGAAUGCACUGUACAUGGAAGAAUGGGUUUCACAGGCUACCAUGGUGUUAUAACAAAUACCUCCUCCCCUUUUGUUUGAUCUGUUAUGCAUUUAAUUGAUGUAGCAAUGUUUCAUUUGCUACCUGUCAAUCUGCCAGCUAACAUUUAAGUGGUAUGUUCUUAAGGUACACACGAAGGUUCUAUCAACAAGGUUACAUACUGCAUACACAUUUAUAUGCUACACUGCACAUUUAUAUAAGGUGGAUUACAGUACAAGAAUAUGAAGAGAAAAGUAUAUUUGGGGAGAAAACGGCACAUCUAAAAAAUAUUUUAUGACACUUGAAUCCACAAUUGGGUCACAGUUUGGAAAUAUCUAGAGCAGCCCAACCUACUUGCAUUUCAUGUCACGCUGCCGCAAAAACUCAUUUGUUUUCUUAUGUCUUUGUGAGCAGUAUUGUAAUUCACGCCGUCUUUUGUUUUCGGUAGUAAUGCUUUGUUUUGCUCCCAACAGCAGAUGUACUGGCGACCACGCGAAACCAGAACUCCGCGGCAGACUUAGCCUACGGUCAGUUUCCAUUUCUCUCCCAGUCUCUGUCCCUCCUUUCUCCCUGUGUUGCGUUCCAAUUUGUUUUAUUGCAGUAUGACUGUGAGCAUAAACACUUUGAAUUAAGUUACAUGCAAUGACUUUGCAUUAUCUAUUGGCAAUUUUGUGGUUUCACUUAAGGUUUCACACUAGACAACUUGAAAAUGAAAGAAUACCCCAAUCUUUUCGGUGUCUGGUAAACCUUUUGACUUGUAGACCAUACCAUUAUAGGUUUUGGGUUACUUGAAAUUCAAAGUAUUGUUUGAUUUGAACAGGUUCAGUUCGCUUCCUAACAGACUUACAAACAUUCCUCUAGUCCCACAUGUUGUAGAGAAGAUUAAAGAUAUGUUGCUGCUUGUGGAAAUGGAGGCUCAUGAGUAAGAUCAGUUACGCUUUUUAAACCAAGAGAUCAAGAUUAAAUGGAUCUCCUUGAUUAACCGAUAGGUGAUGCACUUUCAAUCUUGCAAUUCAUGACUGGGCAUGCCCAAGUCAAUAAACCCCUUAUGUAGGCCUAAUAAUACUUGAGCGUCGUAAUUGUUAUUCACAGGGUGAGCCUCACACCAGAGAAGACCCUCAUUAUGUAAUAUAAGCCCAGCCUUAGCCAUUCACUGUAAUGAACCCAUGGAGUAAAUGACACUAUUAGAGGCUAAUGGAGACUCCAGCCUCGGUUGCCAACAGGCACGUUGAGCAUUAACCUCCUGACGUAGGCCAGCCAAGUGUGAAGGUCUGUGUCAGAGGAGUGAUUUCUCAAUUGGGGGAAGAGCCCAAUUCUAACUGGAGACUGCCAUUUUGGUAAUGCCAAUUUAGUUUCAAAUUGGGAAUAGUGGCUUAGUUAAACAGUAACAUUUAAAACAUAUUUAUAUUAGGGCACAUUUUCCCCUUGGAUCUAUCCCUUGUGGCUGCAAUGAAAUGUACAGUCAAGUCAACACAGAUGGCAUGUUGACGGCACAACAUAUUCCAGUGAGUGAACUUUUCAACUAGCCCCCAGGUGCAAUCUGUGUGGAAAAUCAUGGCAAUAUUGCCUCCGCAGCCUCAUUAGCAAUCAAUCCCAUCAUGCAGCAGCACACAGGGUUCAAGGUGGACUUCCACGAGCACAGGGAACAUAGCGCAGGUCACUGAAACCCCCCCCAGAAACACUGGCAAUGCCAAAGACCUUGAAACGGUCUUGAUGAAUACGCAGAAACGUCGGGACUCCAGUGACUGACUAGGCGUAGGGAGCAUGCCAAAACUUAGCCAGGUAAUGGACAUAGUGACUGUUUGUCAUUUCCGAAUGCCUUUGAAACAAACAUUGGAACAAAUCCAUUUAAUGAAGGCAAUGCUUUACUGAUCCUGGUUAAAGCCAGGGGAUGGAAAUGUCACAUGAAAACUUUCCAUUACACUAGUAUUUAAUAGAUUAUGAAUUUGAUUCUAGAAUAGUUGAUGUAGAGUAUGUCAUCUCCAUCGUAGAUUUAUCCUACAUAAAAUAAUUAUUGAUAUACCCAUAAGCCAGUUAUGAGGAUGAAUCCUGCCCAAAUCUUUGACUUUUUGUAUCAUAUUAGCUUUAGUUCUAAAGUGGAUACUUUAUACAUAAUGUAGAGACAUACAGAACAUCAAUAGGACAUAGUAAAUGCAGAGUUGGUUAUCGAACUGCAGCUCAUAUUGUAAAUAACAGUGGCCUUGUGCCCAUCUAUGAUUACUCCACAAAGUGGUCCGCAGUUUUCUAAAAGAUUAGUCCUGCGGCUGUAGAACAUUGGACAAACCUCUGUUGGCUUUGCCAGCUGGCUCGAACAGUCCGGUCCAUAAAUUGGCCUUGGUUUGUUCCGAAAGCUCUACAAGGUCUUUAAAAAGAACAAGAGCCCCGUAUAAGGCCUUCGAAAAGGUCUUGCAGUCGAACGCUGUGCAAAUGAACAUAAUUACCUGCAAUUUGAAGUAUUUGGCAGUAACUGAUACCAUAGACCUUCCCUUUUAAUGCAUGGAAGAUAACAGAGACACUCCAUUUGUAAGUGCUUCAACUCGUUAAAAACACUUUAGGAACUUGGCGGUGGAUCUUCAGCUCGGGUGGUGGUAUGCAAUUAUGGGGCCGAGAUGUAGCAGAAAUCACAUCAGAUUGUCUCAUUUGCAUGCAUUAUGUGGACGUCCGCGUGGUGUGCCGACCUCCUAAUUACUUUUACAACAGCUUAACGUGUAUUUCCUAUGGCUUAUUAUCACCUUGUAACAGUAUACACCAUGCGGGACCGGGGCCCUACCAAUAACACAUGCACACGACACACACGUCUUCACCUAGUGGAAAUCCAUGGCAUAAAGAGAAACACAGUAAUAGGUGUUAUGCCGUAUUGAAAAACCUAUGUGUAAAUAAAUGAAAAGGCUUGAGAAAUGAUUGAAUCGUCGGUUGGUGUUGACAUUCAGAUUGAGUCAGCAAAAGAGAAGAUUGGUGUUUUGAGACCAGGCUGAAUAGAAUUUCUCUCACCACUAAGAACAACACAAACCUCCAUUAACCCCCUUAGAGUGAGUGAGUCACUAUAGCUGCUUAUUAUGCUCAGGUGAAUAGCUUCUCUUGGGGGCGCCUAGUGGCUUUACUUGUUGACGCAGGGAUUUCCCAGGCACAUUCAUGAAGGUAACAUCAAUCCUGAAGGGAAGCGCGGUCAUGUUAGGCUUGGCAGCCACCAUUUCAGCCAUGAUGAGGGUGCUCCGCAUGAAACGGGCAAAACAAGAUAAUGUAUUUCCUGCCCGUCGAGCGAAGUGUGCAUAUGGGAAAGCCAAUGAUUCCAGUGGCAUCUAUCCUAGAGAUAGGCGAGGGGUUGUACAGACCCAACAGCAAUGUGUCAUACUUGUACAGUACAUUUCAUGGUCGGAAGCAGAGAUAGUUUGAAACUCACAAAUGGAAAUUCGCCGGACUGGGGGUGAAUUCACUUUAAUGAUGGGGUGGUGAAGAGUUUAACUGAAAAUAUUUUCAUUUUUUUCGGCUGGGCUUUAGAGAAAAAGGAAAUUUGCCCGACUUCAUGAAUAUACAGUGGAUUCGGAAAGUAUUCAGACCCCUUGAAGUUUUCCACAUUUUGUUACGUUACAGCCUUAUUCUAAAAUGGAUUAAAUAAAAACAAAUCCUCAUCAAUCUACACACAAUACCCCAUAAUGACAAUACCCCCCCCCCCCCCCCCCCCCCCCUGAAAACAGGUUUAUAAAUUUUUGCAAAUGUAUAAAAUAAUAAUUACAAAAAUACCUUAUUUACAUAAGUAUUCAGACCUGAAAUUGAGACUCGAAAUUGAGCUCAGGUGCAUCCUGUUUCCAUUGAUCAUCCUUGAUGUUUCUACAACUUGAUUGGAGUCCACCUGUGGUAAAUUCAAUUGAUUGGACAUGAUUUCGAAAGGCACACACCUGUCUAUAUAAGGUCCCACAGUUGACCGUGCAUGUCAGAGCAACCAAGCCAUGAAGUCGAAGGAAUUGUCCGUAGAGCUCCGAGACAGGAUUGUGUCGAGGCACAGAUCUAGGGAAGGGUACCAAAAAAUGUCUGCAGCAUUGAAGGUCCCCAAGAACACAGUGGCCUCCAUCUUUCUUAAAUGGAAGAAGUUUGGAACCACCAAGAAUCUUCCUAGAGCUGGCCGCCCGGCCAAACUGAGCAAUCGUGGGAGAAGGGCCUUGGUCAGGGAGGUGACCAAGAACCCGAUGGACACUCUGACAGAGAGCACCAGAUUUCCUCAGUGGAGAUGGAAAAAUCUUCCAGAAGGACAACCAUCUCUGUAGCACUCCACUAAUCAGGUCUUUAUGGUAGAGUGGACAGACGGAAGCCACUCCUCAGUAAAAGGCACAUGACAGCCCGCUUGGAGUUUGCCAAAAGGCACCUAAAGGACUCUGACCUUGAGAAACAAGAUUAUCUAGUCUGAUGAAACCAAGAUUGAACUUUUUGGCCUGAAUACCAAGUGUCACGUCUGGAGGAAACCUGGCACCAUCCCUACAGUGAAGCAUGGUGGUGGCAGCAUCAUGCUGUGGGGAUGUUUUUUAGCGGCAGGGACUGGGAGACUAGUCAGGAUCAAGGGAUAGAUGAACGGAGCAAAGUACAGAGAUCCUUGAUGAAAACCUGCUCCAGAGCACUCAGGACCUCAGACUGGGAUGAAGGUUCACCUUCCAACAGGACAACCACCCUAAGCACACAGCCAAGACAACACAGGAAUGGCUUUGGGACAAGUCUCUGAAUGUCCUUGAGUGGAACAACCAGCGCCCGGACUUGAAACCGAUCGAACAUCUCUUGAGAGACCUGAAAGUAGCUGUGCAGCGACACUCCCCAUCCAACCUAACAGAGCUUGAGAGGAUCUGCAGAGAAGAAUGGGAGAAACUCCCCAAAUACAGGUGUGCCAAGCUUGUAGCGUCAUACCCAAGAAGACUCUGUAAUCGCUGCCAAAGGUGCUUCAACAAAGUACUGAGUAAAGGGUCUGAAAACUUUUUAUUAAAUUUGUAAACAUUUCAUUAUGGGGUAUUGUGUGUAGAUUGUUGAGGGGGGAAAAACAAUUUAAUCAAUUUUAGAAUAAGGCUGUAACGUAACAACGUGGAAAAAGUCAAGGGGUCUGAAUACUUUCCGAAUGCACUGUAGAUAUUGUAAAAAACAAGAAUGGCAAUGAAGGACCUUUCACUAAAGCUUUAGGUACUGAAUUGUCUAGUGUCAGCAUUCUCAGUAAAAGGCUUUACAGACCAGUGUUCAUAGAAGAUGUAUUAACUACAGUGACCAACCAGAAUUUGAGUGAAGCCAUUUUUACCAAAUAUACUAAGAGUUUCGCCAAUAUUCUUAUUAAAAUUGUCCUUGAAAAACAGAGUUUGAAGCCAAUUGGAUUAUUUGAACAAAUCACAAGCUUCUCCAGCAUACAGCAUUUUUCUGUAUUACUUAAACCUAAUGUUCCAAUUGUCCUGGCUCAAGGGUACUCAUAAAACCAAGUUUAGAAGAUAAAUGUGUGACUAUAAACCCAAGCAGAAAUACAUUACCGGCAACCUGAAGUUGAGCUCUGCUGAACCUAAAGACCUGCUGAAAAUACCAGAUGCUCCCCAUUGAAUUGGAUACAUGAAAAUGCACUAUUUUCUAGUUAUAUAACUAGGAAAUGUAUUAUAUUAUGCUAACUGUUUGACUGCUCCGAUUAUGUUCCAUGGCGGGCUCUAGUGAUAAUGCCUUUCCCCUCAACCACUAAUCCCAAAAUGCCUUAAAUGUGUUAAGGCAACGUGCAUAUACACAGUUUUAAUAACACUCUGAAUAAUACUAUCUGGAGUUCAGCAUUCACUGGGCACUCCAAUUCCACCAUUGAGUGCUAAAUGUUAUACACUGCUCAAAAAAAUAAAGGGAACACUUAAACAACACAAUGUAACUCCAAGUCAAUCACACUUCUGUGAAAUCAAACUGUCCACUUAGGAAGCAACACUGAUUGACAAUAAAUGUCACAUGCUGUUGUGCAAAUGGAAUAGACAACAGUUGGAAAUUAUAGGCAAUUAGCAAGACACCCUCAAACGGUCAGAAACAGACUCCAUGAGGGUGGUAUGAGGGCCCGACGUCCACAGGUGGGGGUUGUGCUUACAGCCCAACACCGUGCAGGAAGUUUGGCAUUUGCCAGAGAACACCAAGAUUGGCAAAUUCGCAACUGGCGCCCUGUGCUCUUCACAGAUGAAAGCAGGUUCACACUGAGCACAUGUGACAGACGUGACAGAGUCUGGAGACGCCGUGGAGAACGUUCUGCUGCCUGCAACAUCCUCCAGCAUGACCGGUUUGGCGGUGGGUCAGUCAUGGUGUGGGGUGGCAUUUCUUUGGGGGGCCGCACAGCCCUCCAUGUGCUCGCCAGAGGUAGCCUGACUGCCAUUAGGUACCGAGAUGAGAUCCUCAGACCCCUUGUGAGACCAUAUGCUGGUGCGGUUGGCCCUGGGUUCCUCCUAAUGCAAGACAAUGCUAGACCUCAUGUGGCUGGAGUGUGUCAGCAGUUCCUGCAAGAGGAAGGCAUUGAUGCUAUGGACUGGCCCGCCCGUUCCCCAGACCUGAAUCCAAUUUAGCAUAUCUGGGACAUCAUGUCUCGCUCCAUCCACCAACGCCACGUUGCACCACAGACUGUCCAGGAGUUGGCGGAUGCUUUAGUCCAGGUCUGGGAGGAGAUCCCUCAGGAGACCAUCCGCCACCUCAUCAGGAGCAUGCCCAGGCGUUGUAGGGAGGUCAUACAGGCACGUGGAGGCCACACACACUACUGAGCCUCAUUUUGACUUGUUUUAAGGACAUUACAUCAAAGUUGGAUCAGCCUGUAGUGUGGUUUUCCACUUUAAUUUUGAGGGUGACUCCAAAUCCAGACCUCCAUGGGUUGAUACAUUUGAUUUCCAUUGAUAAUUUUUGUGUGAUUUUGUUGUCAGCACAUUCAACUAUGUAAAGAAAAAAGUAUUUAAUAAGAUUAUUUCAUUCAUUCAGAUCUAGAAUGUGUUAUUUUAGUGUUUUUUGAGCAGUGUAUUAAUCUGCCUGAAUUAUCUCUAUUUGUGCUACUGUUAAAUUAUUUUGUUGUUGUUAUCUCACUGUUCAAAUAAACCUACCUGUUUGGAAUCUGGUUGAUUGAUUGCUUCUGUGGACAGGUGUCUUUUAUAGAGGUAACAAGCUGAGAUUAGGAGCACUCCCUUUCAGAGUGUGCUCCUAAUCUCAGCUCGUUACCUGUAUAAAAGACACCUGGGAGCCAGAAAUCUUUCUGAUUGAGAGGGGGUCAAAUACUUAUUUCCCUCAUUAAAAUGCAAAUCAAUUUAAAACAUGUUUUUUUCUGGAUUUAUUUGUUGUUAUUCUGUCUCUCACUAUUCAAAUAAACCUACCAUUAAAAUUAUAGACUGAUCAUGUCUUUGUCAGUGGGCAAACGUACAAAAUCAGCAGGGAAUCAAAUACUUUUUUCUCUCACUGUAGGCUACAACAAUGUGUAUAUACAGGUAACUGCCAAAAUAAAGGAAACAGCAACAAAGUGUCUUAAUAGGAUGUUGGGCCACCACGAGCCAGAACAGCUUCAAUGCACCUUGGCAUAGAUUCUACAAGUGUCAUUAUUCCACGACAAAUUCCAUCAUUUGGUGUUUUGUUGAUGGUGGUGGAAAACGCUGUCUCAGGCGCUGCUCCAGAAUCUCCCAUAAGUGUUCAAUUGGGUUGAGAUCUGGUGACUGAGACAGCCAUGGCAUAUGGUUUACAUUGUUUUCAUGUUCAUCAAACCAUUCAGUGACCACUCGUGCCCUGUGGAUGGAGGCAUUGUCAUCCUAUGGGGGCAUAGCCAUGGAAGCCAAAAUAAUGGCCUGCCCAACAUUUUCAUACAUGACCCUAAGCAUGAUGGGAUGUUAAUUGCUUAAUUAACUCAGGAACCACACCUGUGUAGAAGCGCCUGCUUUCAAUAUACUUUGUAUCCCUCAUUUACCUGUGUUUCCAUUAUUUUGGCAGUUACCUGUAUCUGCCAGAGGGUGUUUGUUCACAAUAACACAUCAAGGCAGGGUAGACAUUCUGAUGCAUGUUUUACUCACUGGCAGUUCCAUAAUCCUUCAAAAGGCACAUCCUGCCAUGUCCGGAGGCCUGGUCUAGCCUCCAUUGGCACUAAGCAGAGAAAUCUGGAUACCUCACACUCCCUGCAGAUAUGCAUAUGUCCUGUUCAUUCAAGCCAAAUACAGUGGCACGAUCACACCCUUUAUUAGCACUAGCCAUAAUGCUUACACUUUGUGCCAUAUCGUAUCAAAAUGCCACCAAGAUUAAUGCUUCAUAAACAUGUCAUUAUCUCUGUCUUUACACACAGUAGCAUUGCUGUCCUGCCAACAGAAGUAACACUGCAGUGAAAUAUCAAACAGUCCAUUUUGAUUGGUUGAAAUAUUAACCAGUCUGUGCUUGACAUAACCGUUAUGGAAGGUGAUGAAAGACUAAAUACAGUGCAGGUUACUUAGGACUGUGUAUCUAUCAAACUUGGCUAAUGGCCAAGACAUUUGGUCGCUGAAUGGAAUUGAAGGAAUAUGCAUGGUUUAUUAUUCUGUAGAGUGUCUCAGGUAAAUUCAAAACACAAGUCGGUAUGUGCGUGUGCGCCACACUCCUAACCCAUCACUACCACACUCUAAGGUAACAGGGUUUCUCAUUUCUGUCAGCUGCAUGUGACCUUUAAGGAAGACUAUCAAGGGACCGUGGGUGCUGCAACAAAGGCAAUGUCAACAUCCCUUGUCUCGCAGUGCGUGAAUGCCAAUGCAUCGGCCUGUGAUGCCAGUGCUGGAGUCCCUGUACCUACUGACAUAUUCAGUCCCUGAAUAUUCCUUUCUCUGUUCUUGCCCCUGAAUCAUUGUCAUAAAAUGGCUUCAUGUCUUUGAUUUUGUGAUAGCUUGGUUUCUAAUAGAGGUCAUUUGUACUCUAUGACUUAGUGACAAGCAGAAGACAUAUUGUACAGUAUAUUGACUUAUUUGUUGUCAAAUGGUAUCUGGGGCAUAUCCAAGCCAAUCAUUUUCCGUCUCAUAGCUGUUUACAGGAGUUGGUAGGUACCGCACACAUCCAACACUGUUUUGACAACAACAAAAAUCAUAACUUGCUUAGCAGAUCCCCUACGUUUUAACCCUUAAUUGCUACUCGAAAGUUAGUUGGCAGGCAGUGCCAUCAUAAUCGCUCGGAGCACGGGAUCUCAAACCGGUGCUGAAAUCUGAGGCUUACCAUGCAUUUGGUUCCCAUUAGAGGCGAGGAAUCCUCUGGGAACAUCACUCUUUCUGCAACUCUGUGACCUACUUAUGCGUCUAUAUGAGAACCACAUGGGAGGGCCUUUGCUCGACAGGGCUUUCGAGAGAAAGACAUUCGCUUUGGUUGAGUCUAAUUACCAUAUGGGUCUCUCUCGCCCCAUCCUAUUUUUAACUGUUGGAGAAGAAAAGUGAAUGAUGAGAUGAAAAUAGGCAGAACAUGUUGCUGCUCACCAGGGGCAGAUGAUAUUAGUGGUGGGUGGAUGUGUUUUUCGGUAUUCUUUUGCAUAAAAGAUUUAUAGAAAUCUGUUGAUAUGAUGCAAGGACACGGGCCAAGUACUCUUUCAUACUUCACACUUUUAACACUGUGCAAUUACUCAACGGCAUCAAAAUUCCAUGAAACUACAUGGUACCUUAAUGAAAAGUGACUGACCACAACUUUGUUCAGGAAGCAACAAGCUACGCUUUCUUUAGUUACCUUGGUCCAGCACGUUCAUCCACUCCUCCUAAUCCCUCUGACGUUUUAAUGGAGCUCCCCAGAGUACACAGACACCAUUACCUCUGUUGGGCUAAACCCAACCCCAGCUGCUGCUCUGCUGUAUAUGCCAGGGCACCGUUCUCAUUUAGCCUCCCCAUAACCGAGCCACAAUCCUUGGCUGUAGUGUGCCUGUUUGAGCCCAGAUAAGCUUCUGGAUAUCUAAGUGUUGAUCUUGGCCAGUGCGAGAAGCCAGGUACACCUGCAGUGAAGGAUGAACUCAAAUAAACUCUGCAUAGUGGGAGAAAAACAUGUAUUUCUUUCCCAGGGACUUCUAAGCUGUUUGUGCUCUGUGUUUAGAGUCUGGGCUGAUUUGAGUGUUUGUUAUGAUGAACGAGUAGACUGUCUGGAGGCUUCUCUGUCACGGCCUCCUGAGACUUUGGCAGCAGAGUACUUGGCAGGAUAGCACUCCGUAUUUGACGGAGGUAAGAAAGACGGAUUGAAUCCAGCCCUUGAUUUAGGAUGAGUCAUGCUGUUACAGCCACAAUGGGGGGACGGUUGAAUGUGAAAUCCUUUUGAUAUCAUGACAGAAUUGUAUUUUCGAAUGGGCUAAGUCAUGACCUCACUUUCUUUCUUAUGUUCUUUCUUUCUUUUUCUCCUUUAGGUGUCCGAAGGCUCCCUGACAUGGAGAAGUCCAGCCCCAGCGUCCACUACACUCUCCUGAUCGCCUGCGUCCUGGUGGCCUUCUUCCUCGGUGCCAUCCUCUCCGGCUUCCUGGUAUCAUGCUACUGCAGUCACAACGCCCGCCGCGCCCACCGGCUUGGUAAGGACCCUGAGGCGUCCCUCCACCCCGCCCUCUCGCUGCGCAGCCUGGCCAAGCUAAACGGCCUGCUGGACAGUCAGCCCAAAGAGGAGAAGCUGGACGUGUCUACGCCCAAGAUGUACAGCGCCUUCAUUCCCAACGGGAAGGAGCACACUCCGGGCAGGCACAGGAUGUCCCUGGGAGACCCGGACCUUAACCUCUCCCAAGGGGAGAACCUCUCAGGCCUACCUACCCCUGACUCCACCCCGGAGCUGCCCAUCAAGAACAUGAAAGCCUUCCGGAACCAGUGGGAGAGGAACCAGAACUGCAACAACGCCAAGGAGUCCAAGGCACCCCCCGGCACUGGCUUCGGCCUGGGUUCGUCGAGGUCCAGCUCGGGGGUCACCCAGCAGGUGUUCCCCUUCUCCCACAGCCUGACCAUCGGCCAAGCCCUGGGGCACCUGCCUGAGGAGAGGAAGAUCCCCAACGACGAGCGUGCACAGGGGGCUUCAGCCUCCCAGUCCUCCUCCUGCUACCCGCAGACGGUGGUGGACGUGGCGGCCCUGGACGAGCUCCUCCAGCACAUCCACGAGGUCAGUGCCUCAGGCAGUCACAGCAUCACUGUGCUGACCUCACCGUGUGCCCCCCUGCCGGGUAGCUCCAGCCAUAACCACGGUCACAGCCAGAGCAGCUUCAGAUCCCAGCCCCAGAUCCCCGAGACGGAGUCGGCCCCGUACUACAGUUCCUCCACCCUGCCCAGGGACAGUCUGAACCGCCGCCUGGACGUGCCCCCAGACGCCGCCGCCUCCUCCUCGGCCGGCGCCACCCCGCUGCAGCAGCAGUCCAUCCCCGAGCGGAGCGCAGUGACUCGCCACCACUCCCAGAGGCAUUUAAUGAUCAAGAUGGGCAAUGGAGGGGCCGUCCCGCGCCAGCACAGCUUCAGACAGGGCGGGGUUGGGCCACCACCCCACCAGCUGCUCACCCGGAUGAACUCGGGAGGCGGCGGUGGUGUCGGGGGAGGGGUCGGCUUUGAGGCCCACCGGCCGCUCAUCCCCAGUGCCUGCCUGACACGGCAGCACAGCUACAGCGAACCGCCCCACCUCCACCGCGCCGCCAUCGUACGCCGCACUGCCUCCCUAAAGCCCCAGGUACCCCCCAAGCCCCUCUUCCUGCCCGUAAAUGAGCAAGGCAAGUACAACUACUGAGCGCUGAGGAGUCGGACCGAGAGGCUCCGACAUGACAGACGACGUAACCGCGCUCCUCUCAGAGUUAGGGCAACUCCCCUCUGAUGGGGGGGAUUGAGUGGAGCUCGAGGGGGCAACUCCCGGGACUGGCACACCUUUUGGCGAGACGUCCGACAAUAGCCUCCACACCUGAUGAAUGUCCUUAUACCAUAUUGGUAUUAUUGCAAUGCUACUUGAUCACAGAACAGUGAUGGAUUCACAGGAUAUAGAACAUGUGGUAGUAUUAAAUUGACUUGGGGAG